Messenger RNA from Cottoperca gobio, 4274 nucleotides. Its product is annotated as sodium/myo-inositol cotransporter-like. Gene Ontology annotation, molecular function: D-glucose:sodium symporter activity. Gene Ontology annotation, biological process: inositol metabolic process; transmembrane transport; myo-inositol transport. The transcript is spliced from 5 exons. Gene Ontology annotation, cellular component: plasma membrane. The record is from RefSeq and is a predicted model, not a curated record. Bases 416 to 2602 code for a protein of 728 amino acids. NCBI's taxonomy places the organism in Eukaryota, Metazoa, Chordata, Actinopteri, Perciformes, Bovichtidae.
ACGACACGGAGGAGAGCAGCUGUAGGAUCCAGAUUUUUAAGCUUCUGCAGUCGAAACCCAGUGACAAUACAUCGCCAUUUUGCAAGCUGUCAAGCUACAACCUGCAUUGGUUCCCAAAACUGAGAUUAACUUCAAAGGAACAAGAGACAGUUAUCUGACACGUCUGCUUGAUAACUGCUUUAUACUUUAUAUAUGGCAAUGUGCAGACGACUGUAUAUGAUGAUUUUGUUGCCCAGUUAAAAAAAAAGAACCUUUUAAAAGGGAUUAAAAUAGGAAUCUGUGACUUUUUUAAUUAGUGGCAAUUCCAGUGUUACUUCAGUGUAUCUGCACUUCAUAACUAAAUAUAAAGUGCAUAGAUAUUGCACCUGGACAAAACAGUGUUCCUUCUGUUAAAGAGGGACAAAAGUGCUCAAACAUGGCCUCCGCCACCAUGGAAGUGGCCGACAUCAGCGUUGUAGUAAUCUACUUCAUGCUGGUGCUAGCGAUCGGUUGCUUUGCCAUGCGGAAAGCAAAUAAGAACACAGUGAGCGGCUACUUCCUCGCUGGUCGCUCCAUGAAUUGGGUGACUGUAGGAGCAUCUCUAUUCGUCAGCAACAUAGGAAGCGAGCAUUUCAUUGGACUCGCUGGAUCGGGUGCUGCUAGCGGGUUCAGCGUGGCUGCGUGGGAAAUAAAUGCUCUAUUGUUGCUGCAGUUGUUAGGCUGGAUAUUUAUCCCCGUGUACAUUCACUCCGGAGUCUACACCAUGCCGGAGUACCUGACCAAACGCUUCGGCGGGAACCGACUAAAAGUGUAUUUUGCAGCGUUAUCUCUCGUCCUGUACAUCUUCACAAAGCUGUCCGUGGAUCUCUAUGCCGGGGCGUUGUUCAUUAAGGAAUCUUUAGGGUGGAACCUCUAUCUGUCAAUAAUCUUCCUCAUCGCUAUGACAGCUUUGCUGACAAUCACUGGAGGACUGGUUGCUGUCAUCUACACGGAUACGGUCCAGGCAUUCCUCAUGAUCGCCGGAGCACUCUGCCUUACAGGCAUCAGCCUCUUCAAAGUGGGAGGAUUUGAAGGGAUGAGGACCAAGUACAUGCAGGCUACUCCAAACAUAACUGCCAUCUUGCUGUCUUCACCAAACCUGACGUACUCUGCAUCCUGCCAUCUCCACCUCCACCCGAAGCCAGAUGCUCUGAAGAUGCUUCGGGGCCCGAGGGAUCCAGACCUGCCUUGGCCCGGUUUCUUACUGGGCCAGACUCCUGCCUCUAUUUGGUACUGGUGUGCAGAUCAAGUGAUUGUACAGCGGGUUCUGGCAGCGAAGAACAUCGCCCAUGCCAAAGGUUCUACGAUCAUGGCUGGCUGUCUGAAAAUCCUCCCCAUGUUCAUCAUUGUCAUCCCAGGGAUGAUUUCCAGGAUCUUCUUUGCUAAUGAGUUGGCGUGUAUCAGCCCUGAGCACUGCAUGGAAGUGUGCGGGUCUGCGUCCGGCUGUAGCAACGUGGCUUACCCGCGGCUCGUCAUGUUAGUGAUGCCCGUUGGUCUCCGCGGCCUGAUGAUGGCCGUCAUGAUUGCAGCUCUAAUGAGCGACUUGGACUCCAUCUUCAACUCGGCCAGCACCAUAUUCGCGUUGGAUAUCUACAAGAUGCUACGAAAGCAGGUGUCACCCAGGGAGCUGGUGAUAGUCGGCAGGUUGUUUGUGGUUUUCAUGGUGAUCAUCAGCAUUGCCUGGGUGCCGGUCAUCAUCGAGAUGCAGGGAGGCCAGAUGUUCUAUUACAUCCAAGAGGUAACAGAUUACCUGACUCCCCCCAUAGCUGCUCUCUUCUUGCUUGCGAUCCUGUGGCAUCGCUGCAAUGAGACGGGUGCCUUCUGGGGUGCGUUGGUAGGGUUUGUCCUCGGAGCAGUGCGUCUGAUUUUGGCAUUGGUCUACCGCGAGCCUAGCUGCGACCAGCCUGAUGAUCGGCCAUCUUUCAUCAAAGACAUUCAUUUCAUGUAUGUGGCAGCCAUCUUGUUUUGGGUGUCAGCUUUGGUGACUGUGGUUGUGAGUCUCUGCACUCCUCCGCCCACGAAAGAACAAAUCAGAACCACUACCCUGUGGGGGUUAAACAGGAGAAAGAGACUAAAAGAGCAAGAAAAAGAGAAAGCUGGAGAAGAUAUCACUGCUUUGAAGCCUCUAAACCACGCAAUCCUAAAUGGCAACAGUUCGUUCGUUAAAGAAAAGUGCCAAGACCAUCUCAACGGCAUUGAGGCCAUUCAUGAAAAUACCCAGCCAAGUGAGGCAGUCAUUGCCAGCGACAUAGAAUCCCACAAUCCAAUCCGGAGUGGUUGUCACUCAUCGAUUUCUGACCAUACAAUUGUAGAAGAGGGAGAAGGGAGAGGAGUGAGGCUUGGGGAGGAGGAAUGCUGCCUUGGAGGAGGAGGAGUGGAGGGUGGGAGGUGUUUGAAGGCUUUAGAGUUUUUCUGCGGCUUCCAGGAGAAGCCGUCUGAAGCUCAGGUCCUCACAGUCCAGGAACAUGAGAAGAUCGUGGAUGAGCUUCUCCAUGAAUCUACACGAACCAAAAUCCUCCUGAACACAGGACUGGUGGUGAUUUGCUCUGUCGGGAUCUUUCUUUUUAUCUAUUUCUCCUUAUAGGCUCGUUUAAGUCCAAGCAGUGGGACACGAUUUUCCAGGAAUGAACUGCAGGUAAGCUAUCUUUCAGUUUUCUAUUAACAAUUCAUAAAACAAAGAGCAUUGUGAACAGGAAAACUGUUUUCUUUCAUUAGUCAAAUUGCAAAUUUUAAGGCCUCCUGUAUUCACAGUACAGGCUUCUGUUCGUCCUUUGUCUGUUUCCAGCUAAAUUGGAUCUAGAAACCCAAUAGAUUUGAAAUAUGAUCAGGAUUAAGCUGAGGACCCAACUCUUGAAAAGAGCUUUGUUUUGUAAUAGAACAAAUUAGCAUUAUAAAAUGUAUUUUCUACACUAUAUAUGGUUUAGUUUGUUUUAAACAAGCUAGCUCUUACAACGUGUCCACUCAGGAGUGGAUGGAAUUGCACAUUAAUUCAAACCUGACAACUUUGUGAACUGACCAUCUAGUGUGGACGAUGAAUUGGAAAGAUGCAAAAGUUUAUGGAUGCAGCCGCCCUAAUUCAGACACCGGAAACAGCACUGUCUGAAAUAGUAUUGAUCUUUUUAUCGAGGACAUUGUAUCAAUUAGUGGGGAAUGCACAAGAGUGCAACUUGAAGCCUUUUUUAAAUGUUUUACUUCACAACGUGACGUUUGUACGUCCUUCUGCUGUGUGGGAUGUGUACAUACACUUGGUGCCAUACAGCUAUACGACACCAUUGUGUGUUAUACUGUUAAUGAUCCUAUUAUGUUUUAAUUUUUCUUCUCAGUCUUUUAUAUCUCAAAGGGUAGUUCUUCCCAACACAUCGGAGAGUGCUAGAGAGUUCCGCCAUGUUGUCAUAACACAUGCACAUGAUACAUAUGUUCUGCUCAAACGAAAAGUUAAAAAGUAAGAAACUUGUUCUGAGCUGCACACGAGGAAGUGUUGGGGAAAAAAGCACUUAACGAGAGCUUGUGAUAUUUAUAUUUUAUUUUCUAACCCUGUUAUAGAAGUCAAAGGGUUUCCACUCUUUUCUUUAUGAACAUAAAUGUGAAUUAUGGUGUUAUUGUAUUCAUUUGUAAUAGUAGAUGUGAAAGGGAGUUCUCUCCUGGAUCAAUCCAAAGAAUUGUGUCAUUGUAAAAAAAAAUCAAAAUAACUCGAGGUUUAUUUUUCUCAAUGUGGCUAUUGUGAAGAUUUCUGUUAACGUUUCAUAGUGUGCUUGUAAAGCUUCAUUGUGGGAUUACUUUUGCAUUUUUUAAGAUGUCAUGACUUUAGCAAUGUGCUCCUGCCAACUGAUUCUUUCUUCCCUUAACUGCACAGCACCGACGUUUUCACUGCUGAACUUGAUACCUUCACUCACGGGUAAUGUCUUAACGGAAAAAGAGCAUCAAGUCAAACUGCUUUUUCUGGUCCACUGGCAUAAUUUAAGACGUCAACUUUAACUGUAAACAUACCCAACGUUUUUUUUGGUCGUUUGGUUCAGACUAAAAUAUUUUAACAAGAUGGAUUUGAACAAAUUUCUUCUUCAAACUAACUACUUUAGUUUACAACCAAAUAUCUGCAAUACUGAUGAUAUUCCUGUCAGCCUCUACUUUAAGUGCUAAUAAGCAAAUGUUAGCAUGCAAGCCCGCUAAACUAAGAUGGUGAAAAUGGUUGAUUCUGUAGACGUCCUGCUAAAGCUCAGCAUGUUAGCAUCAUCAUGGUGGGACCAUUGUUCCCCCGC